This is a messenger RNA of Cylindrotheca closterium, 1020 nucleotides long. The record is from the annotation of a GenBank genome assembly. NCBI's taxonomy places the organism in Eukaryota, Bacillariophyta, Bacillariophyceae, Bacillariales, Bacillariaceae.
AUGUCGAAGAGUCGCCACCAAGACUUGUUUGGAAAAAUUGGUGUCAUACAAGACGAUACUAUCCUUCAUAUUUGCAGUUAUCUGACGCCCAUGUCCAUUACCAAUUUGGCAUGCGUCAACAAGGCUACAAAUGAACUGGUUGAUGAUCACACUCAGACUUUAAGUCAUUCCAUAUGGCAAUUACUUUGGUUUAGAGAUUAUGGGGACGUCCUAUUGGGUUGGGAAACAUCACGCAAUGCAGUACUGAAGUCCCUAAGACGUGAUCAUGAUGAAGGAUCGAACAACAAUAAUUGUGCUGCUGUCAAUACUUCAGAACAACCAAGUCUGGCUACUCCAAAUCUUGCAAAUAUGGUUGUAAAUGCCUUGAGAGAGAAAAAUACAAAAGAAUUUUACUUUCGAUUUCAGCUGGCGUUUGUGGACUACAUCUUGGCAGGGCAAAAUUCAGAAAGCAGGUGCCUGAUGGGCAUUCAUGGUCACAUUUUCGACUUUACAGAUUUUGCACCCAACCAUCCUGGACUAUCGGAACCCAUCCAAUUGGAAUGCGGCAAAGAUGUUACCCAUUUCUUUGAGGAUGUUCGGCAUUCCAAGGGAGCCAGACGGAUUGCCCAGCGACUCUGCUUGAUUGUCGACAAAUCUCGUUUGAAUGACUACACCAGCAAUGACAAUGACCUUCCCUGUGGACUCUAUUGUCCGUCAAGAAACUCGAAAAAUCUUACCAAAUUUCUUCGCGAAACCAAUACAAGGCCCCCUUCACCCGAUGAAAGCCAUCCACCAUCACUUCGGAUUGAUAACCUCCUUCCGAUGAUGAUUCGACCAACAUUCGGUUCGCAAGGGAGAAUACGAACACUGCAAACGUAUCAGCGGCGUCAUCAAUAUGAACGUAGCCAAUUACCUUUGGCGAAACCAGUGUCGGAUAAAUAUGCGGUACGCCUGUACUAUGAUCCUUUCUUGGGGCGAUGGAGGGGGUGGCACUGGAAGGACGAGGGCCAAUACUCCCAAGUGGUCUUCACAAAAUUUUGA